AUGACGAGGCUGGUGUUGGGCCCGCCGACGCCGCCGCCGCCGCCGACGGAGACGGAGACGGAGACGCUGCUCGGCGGCGGGUCGGGCGGCGGGUCGGAGAGCGUCACGCUCACGCCGCCGGACAGCAUCACCGGAAGGCUGCGCGCGGCGGCGGCGGCGGCGGCGGAGGAGGAUCCGCCGGACCCGACGUUUCCGGCGGGGUCGCUGAAGGCGUCGUCGUCGCUGGUGAGUUACUCGGGGGUGUUGGGAGUGACGCAUCACGCGGUGGGGGCGGGGCGGCGCGGGAGGUCGCGGCGCGGCGGCGGCGCCGGCGGCGGCGGCGGGAGUGUUUCCUCGAGGAACGACGCGCGACGCGCGAACGGGAGCGUAUGGGAACCAGUCUCGCCGGCGGACGUCGAGCGCGGAGGAGACGGCGCGGAGGAGAGGCUUUUGGACGCCGCGGACGAUCGCGAUAGCUCGUAGGUGCUCGGGGUUCAAGUUGUGACGAACGA
Molecule: messenger RNA, 491 nt
Organism: Micromonas pusilla CCMP1545
Lineage: Eukaryota; Viridiplantae; Chlorophyta; Mamiellophyceae; Mamiellales; Mamiellaceae
Exons: 1
Coding region: 1-462 (153 amino acids)
Source: RefSeq, a predicted model, not a curated record